AUGGCUAAUCCAGGGAUUCAGGCGGGGGUUCUCCUUUCCUUUCUUUGUGCGAUGUUCCUGAUUGAGAUAACGGUCCAAACCAAUCCCCCUUGUCCAGUAAGUUACCUGGUCACCGUUCCGGCCAUUCUUAAAUCUGAAUCCAAGGAUACAUUCUGUGUGAGCCUCACGGAUCCCGGCUCCCAUGUGUUGGUGACGGUCAUUCUGAAGAGCAAGAAUAAACAAAAGGAAGUGUUUAAAAAAGGAACCAGCAACGCCUUCAACAAAUGUGUGAAAUUUAAGGUUCCUCAUGUGAACGGAGAAGAGGAGCAUCUGUUUGAAGUUACAGUAAAAGGCAACGAUUUUUAUUCUUAUGAUGCAACGCGUGUGUUGAUCAAGUCUUUUCAUCCAAAGACUUUAAUCCAAACGGAUAAACACAUCUACAACCAAGGAGAGGAAGUGAAAUUCAGAGCGCUGACUCUGGACCAUGACUUGGAUCCGCUGCACGUGACUUAUAACCAUAUUUGGAUCGAGGACCCUCACCAUAACAAGAUCGCGAAGUGGAAAGAUGAGGAAGUGGACAAGACGAUUCUACCGCUGUCUUACCAUUUGGGCGAUGGAGCCGUGGCGGGGUUAUACAGGAUUAAAGUGCAAUCAGGCAAAAAGAUAGAGUCUCAAAGCUUUAGAGUCCAGAAACAUGGUUCGACCAAAUUUAAAUUUGAAAUUCACGUACCCCAUGAAGUAAGUGUUGGGAAGGAAACCUUUCAGGUUAAAGUCUGUACAAAAUAUUACUAUGGAAGGCCGGCGGGUGGAGACGCCACGGUGAAGGUCUGCAGGCCUCUGAGGAACCAGGACACCUGCAGCUCGGCCCUUGUCCUCAAGGAUGACGUCAGCCUGACUUCUCUGUGCAAGACCAGACAAAAGCAGACGUGUGACAAAGGCUGCGCCACCUUCAUCCUGAAAAUGUCCAAUUUCCUCAAACCUGACACUAAGCAUCUGCUGGAUGUGCUGGAUGUGAAGGUCACCCUUAAGGACAAAGAGACAUGUCUUUCUCACACACAGUGGGAGAGGAUUCGAAUAAGCUACGUCAUUGGAAAGUUGUCUUUCCAGAAUGUUCCCCCGGUCUACUCUCGAGACACAGAUUUAGAGGGACAAGUCCGGGCUUUGGACGUCCACGGCAAUCCCGUCCCUAACCUGAAAGUAUAUUUGUUCGAGCUAAAACACGGGGCACCGUGUAUUGUGCAGACUCUCACAACGGAUGAACAUGGAAUUGCAUACUUCGCUCUUCCCACUGAGAAACAAAUAGGGCCAAUCCAUCUCUUUGCGAGCAGCCUAGACACGCUGGAGCCUGACCAACAUGUAGGUGCUUACUAUGAAGUUGCAAAGGUCAAAGUGGAUGUGCCUGGUCCUGGUUCUGAAACCUGCGGGUUUCUCAAGGUUCACCCAAUUGAACGGAAACUUGUGUGCUCCAGCAUGGAAGAUUUUACUGUCCAGUACAGUCUAAGUCAACAAAUUUCAGAGAACAUCAAAAUAAUUUAUCUGGUACUAUCCAGAGGUGAAAUUGUUCACGAAGGCGAAGAGGAGCUAACCUACAGCUCAGGAGUGAUUCAGGGCACUUUUACAAUCACUUUUAGAGUGAAGCCACAAUACGCGCCUAAAAUCCACAUUGUCGUGUACACCAUCCUGGAUUGUGUGAGAGUUCUCGCCCACAGCGAAAGCUUUGACACCGAGCACUGCUUUGAGAAUUCGGUGCAUCCAAAGUUUCAUCCAUCGCCAGUCACCCAUGAUCAGAACGUUGAGUUUUGCGUUAAGGCCAACCAACAUUCAGUAUGUGGAGUAAAAAUCAUAGAUGCGCUCACGAAGAGAGAUGGAAAGACUCUGAGCAAAGAACAGAUAUUUGCUAUUCUACCAGAGAUAAAAGGCUCUCCCGUUCCUCCUGAGCUUCAGGAUCAUUCAGACUGCGUGGAGGUGCUUCCAAGGAGUUAUUAUGCUGUGUCUACCAACCAGGAUGGAGCAGAUGCACAAACCGUUUUCAACGUAUGGAGGAAAAACCACAGAUUUCUUUUCAUCCGCCUUGUUUAUGAUAUUUCUUGA
This is a messenger RNA of Cyprinodon variegatus (sheepshead minnow), 2070 nucleotides long. Its product is annotated as ovostatin-like. The transcript has 16 exons. Gene Ontology annotation, molecular function: endopeptidase inhibitor activity. NCBI's taxonomy places the organism in Eukaryota, Metazoa, Chordata, Actinopteri, Cyprinodontiformes, Cyprinodontidae. The record is from RefSeq and is a predicted model, not a curated record. Bases 1 to 2070 code for a protein of 689 amino acids.